This is a messenger RNA of Musa acuminata subsp. malaccensis (wild Malaysian banana), 2998 nucleotides long. RefSeq names its product cullin-4. Gene Ontology annotation, molecular function: ubiquitin protein ligase binding. Gene Ontology annotation, biological process: ubiquitin-dependent protein catabolic process; protein ubiquitination. The record is from RefSeq and is a predicted model, not a curated record. Gene Ontology annotation, cellular component: cullin-RING ubiquitin ligase complex. Lineage: Eukaryota; Viridiplantae; Streptophyta; Magnoliopsida; Zingiberales; Musaceae.
CCAUCUCGCCUACUUGCCUCUCGCUCGCUCUCCUCCCCCCCUUCUGUGCCCUGCGUUCUCCGCUCCCUCUCCUCCCAUUGCCCCUUCUCAAUAGCCGCCCGAUCUCCCCCCAAUUCCCUUCGCCUCCGCCAUGCACUUCUCCGAUUGAUAUCGAUUGAUGACUCAACACAAGCGGCCCUUUUCCUGCAGCAGAAGCGGCGGCGGCGGCGGCGACGGUGGGACCACCACCACCAACAGCAACAGCAGCGGCGCAUCCGGAGGAUCCACCCUUCUCUCCCCCGAUUCAUCCUCCUCCAUGAAGAAGGCGAAGCCCCUGCCGGCGGCCGCUUGCUCCUUGGAAAAGGAGAAGAACGGCCUCCACCACCACUUCGACACCGCGGCGGCGGCGGCGGCCGUGGCUGCUCGACCUGGGAAGGAGGAAGACGCGAUGCUCGUGGACCAGGAGGAGCUGAAACCUGGGGCGUCCGUCCCCGUCGCUAUGACGGGGGUUGCUGCCAACCUGUCCAGGAAGAAGGCCACACCGCCGCAGCCGUCAGCCAAGAAGCAACUCGUCAUCAAAUUUGUUAAAGGUAAACCUUCAGUUCCUGCAAACUUUGAGGAGGAUACAUGGGCAACAUUGAAGUCUGCUAUUAAUGCUAUAUUUUUGAAGCGACGAGAUCCCUGUGACUCUGAAAAGCUCUAUCAGGCUGUCGAUGAUCUUUGCCUGCACAAGAUGGGAGGGAAUCUUUACCAGCGUGUACAGAGAGAAUGUGAAAUACAUAUAUCUAGGGCAUUGUCAUCAUUAGUUGGCCAGAGCCCUGAUUUGGUGGUAUUUUUGUCAUUGGUAGAGAAAUGCUGGCAGGAUUUUUGUGACCAGAUGUUAACAAUACGUGGUAUAGCUUUGGUUCUUGAUAGAACAUAUGUUAAGCAAACUCCAAAUGUUCGCUCGCUGUGGGACAUGGGAUUGCAGCUUUUCCGAAAGCAUCUUGCUUUAUCUUCAGAAGUAGAGCACAAAGUUGUCACAGGACUUCUGAGACUAAUUGAAAAGGAGAGACAAGGUGAAGCUAUUGAUAAGACCGUCCUAAGCCAUCUUUUAAAGAUGUUUACUGCACUUGGAAUUUACAUGGAGAGCUUUGAGAAACUCUUUCUUGAAUGCACUUCUGAGUUUUAUGCUGCUGAAGGUGUUAAAUAUAUGCAGCAGUCAGAUGUUCCAGAUUAUUUGAAACAUGUGGAGUCAAGGUUACACGAGGAGAAUGAAAGAUGCUUUCUAUAUUUGGAUGUGAAUACAAGGAAGCCACUUGUAGCAACUGCAGAAAAGCAACUUCUUGAGCGCCAUACAUCUGCAAUUCUUGACAAGGGAUUCACAAUGCUCAUGGAAGCCAAUCGUGUUGAUGACCUUCAAAGAAUGUAUACCCUUUUUCAAAGGGUUAAUGCUCUCGAGCUAAUAAGGCAAGCUCUUAGCUCAUAUAUUCGUGGUACUGGGCAAGUAAUUAUCAUGGAUGAAGAGAAAGACAAAGAUCUGGUUUCAUUUCUCCUAGAGUUUAAAGCAUCUCUUGACAAGAUAUUGGAAGAAAGUUUCUUCAAAAAUGAAGCUUUUUCAAAUACCAUAAAGGAUUCGUUUGAGCAUCUCAUUAAUCUUCGUCAGAAUAGACCAGCCGAAUUGAUUGCCAAGUUUGUGGACGAGAAGCUUCGUGCUGGCAACAAGGGUACAUCUGAAGAAGAGUUGGAGAGCAUGCUUGACAAAGUUUUGGUAUUAUUCAGAUUUAUACAAGGGAAAGAUGUUUUUGAGGCAUUUUACAAGAAAGAUCUUGCAAAGAGGCUGUUGUUGGGGAAGAGUGCAUCAAUAGAUGCUGAGAAGUCAAUGAUCACAAAGCUGAAAACCGAGUGUGGUAGUCAAUUUACAAAUAAACUCGAAGGGAUGUUUAAGGAUAUCGAGUUAUCCAAAGAAAUUAAUGACUCUUUUAAACAAUCGUCCCAAGCCAGGACAAAACUUCCAACUGGUAUCGAAAUGAGUGUUCAUGUCCUGACAACCGGGUAUUGGCCAACAUAUCCACCUAUGGAUGUCCGGCUUCCGCAUGAGCUGAAUGUUUAUCAGGAUAUAUUUAAAGAGUUCUAUUUGAGUAAGUACCAUGGGAGGCGUUUGAUGUGGCAAAGUUCAUUAGGUCACUGUGUUCUAAAAGCAGAAUUUCCGAGAGGUAAAAAAGAAUUAUCAGUAUCGUUAUUCCAGGCUGUUGUUUUAAUGCUUUUCAAUGACACUCAAAGGCUUAGUUUGCAAGAUAUUAAGGACUCUACUGGCAUUGAUGAUAGAGAGCUGAGGAGGACUUUACAGUCACUUGCAUGCGGCAAAGUUCGAGUUUUACAGAAGAUCCCAAAAGGAAGAGAGAUAGAAGAUGAGGAUUCUUUUGUAUUCAAUGAAGAAUUCACAGCUCCUCUGUAUCGUAUAAAGGUCAAUGCAAUCCAGAUGAAGGAGACAGUGGAGGAGAACACAAGCACCACUGAAAGAGUAUUCCAGGAUCGUCAGUAUCAGGUUGAUGCGGCUAUUGUGCGUAUUAUGAAGACGAGGAAAGUGCUAAGCCACACACUUUUGAUAACUGAACUAUUUCAGCAGCUUAAAUUUCCAAUAAAACCUGUGGACCUGAAGAAAAGGAUAGAGAGCCUGAUCGACAGGGAGUACUUGGACAGGGACAAGAACAAUCCCCAGAUUUACAACUAUCUGGCAUGAUCCAUCAUUUGGCCGGUUGUGUCUACGGUUAGGGAACUUUUCCUUUAGAAACAUGUUCGGGAGAGGCUUCUUUUACCAUAUCCCAAAUACCAACUUUGUACAGAAAACCGUCAUAUUUUCUUUUCUUUUCUUUUCUUUUUUUUUCGAUCAGCUGUGAUAACUUACUAGAAAUUAUCAUGUUCCAUUUCUUCUUUGGGAUUAAUCACUCCAGAAUAAUGAGGUGAUCCAUUUACAGUUUUGCAGCCUAUUUGGGGAGAAUAUACAGUUGUAUAUUGCAGAUGGAAUCCUUAGUAUCAA